AUGGUGGACGCUGUAUCUAGAGUAGCUUCAGAGCCCCAAAACCCCAAAGCCGCCGUUGCCGCCUCACAAGACGAAAAACCCAUGACGCCACCAGUUUUGCAGUCGGAGAAGGACAACAACUAUGGGAAGUUUCCCUUCACCUUUAAUCACGAGAAACUAAAAAAAAGCUUCAUUCAACACGCCUUCUUGGCCCCAGGAGACGCCUCAAGCAGCAAGCCUCAAGCAGCAAGACCCUUUCUUCCCGAUCUCGAUACCGCGAAAAACGGCCAUAUUCUUGAAAUCUCGUCCGCCACCAGGCUCUUUGUCACUUCCACCCGCAGUUUAUCUGUCUCUUUUCAAGGGGAAGCUUUUUCACUGCCCAUCAGUAAAACCAAGGUGACCCCUAAUUUGAACAACUCAAGAAAAGGGACCCCCGAGAGGAGGAGUAACAGUAUCCCUUCAAGAACAAAGGUUGAUGGAAGUGGAAAUCAUGUUAAGAAUUAUAAGCCAUCUGAUCAGCACCAACGUGGCUUGUCAGGAAUCGGCUGGUCACAGCCACUCCAUUAUCAAGAAGCCUCGACUGUACUUGUCUCAUCCGACAGCACCACAGGAGUCCAGGAGUGCAGCCCCAAAGAGCCUCGUGGGCUUGCUGUCUCGGCCUGUUUCUGGCAGGAGACCAACAGUCGUCUGAGGAGGCUUCAGGAUCCGGGCUUGCCUCUGUCUACGAGUCCUGGCUCAAAACUUGUUGUGCUGCCCAAACUGAAGAGGUAUUCAAGCGAUGUCCCGUUGAUGUCACCGUCGAGGACGCUUUCAUCCCCCCGUGCGCCGACCCACAAGGCCUGCUUCGCCCCAGAAGCUCAUGAGCCCGGUGGGCUCAUCCCCUUUGCUGGCCCACAGCCGGUCAUGGAUGAGAAAUGUGAGGCGGAAGUUGGAGAGAAUAGGAUAGUGGAUGCAUAUUUGUUGAGGCUUUUGUACAAUCGGCACGUACAGUGGAGGUUUGUGAAUGCCAGGACUGAGGAUGCCUUGCUUUUGCAAAAUCAUGGGGCGGAGGUAGAGGAAGUGAAUUGUUUGGUGACCGAGCUUGCGGAAGUGACUUCUAAGGAGCGAGCUUUACUUGAGCAGUGCACAGGUUUUAUUUCCUUGUUAGCAGCCAUGCAGGUUGAAGACAGUAGCCUGAGAACGCAUAUAAUACAACGUAACUGCGUGCGAUGA
Striga hermonthica is the source of this 1191-nucleotide messenger RNA. The record is from the annotation of a GenBank genome assembly. Lineage: Eukaryota; Viridiplantae; Streptophyta; Magnoliopsida; Lamiales; Orobanchaceae.